UGAACAUGGUGACACUUUACAGCUCCGUAUUGAAUACAUGCCGCCGGCUUGUUUCUGAAAUUCCCUAGCUGUCUUAAAAUGGACGGGCUCUUUCAUAGACGUUGAACCGGCUCAUGCGUGUAGGAUUCAGCCUGGACCGGCUUCUUGGGAUGCGAGGCAAAUUUCCGCUGAUAUUUCAAAACGCAAUUUAGCAGACAUAACAGCCCGUGUUCAUGGAGAUGACUGGCGGGGGAGGUGCAUCGACACUGGGCUGCAUGAGAAAUAACGAGGACGCUGCUCAGAGGAUUUCUCUCAGCUCAAACACAGACUGCUGUCUUUAUUGGCAGCCUAAAUAGUCCAUAUUCCAUACUAAGAUUAUUCUAUUCUUCUGAGUGUCUCUGUGGCCAAGAGAGUCAAGACACCAGUCCUCAAUGGGCUGAUAUUAACUUCAGAAGAGGUUAUGUGUGUAUCAGGGCAAAAGAUUCAAAGCUACAAAUUAUGAAUCCAGAUUUGUUUUUUGUUUAGUUUGGAUGAACUCUGCUGAAUUAUAACAUCAAAGUAGGACAUUGUUAAUUAAUUAAUGCAGCAAUUGAGACACCAGAAUUCAUCCACUGAUCAUGAAUCAGAGUGAAGGCAUCUUUCUGAAGGAUUUCAUCAGACCUGCUGUUUCUUAGAUAAACAAAUCCUCACAUCUCACCUGUGGCAGCUUUCCAAAAGACACAAUAGUGGAAACAAUCAAUUAGGUUUGGGGAGGUUACACUCAUUGUUUGAUCUGAUGUAUGCUGUCCUUUAGUGAACCUGCCUUUGGGAAUACAUGUUACUUACACACUGGCUAGCAACAGUACAGUAUCAACCAGUGACAGGAUUUGGCACAGUUUCUGCAGCGAGAUGUGGUGAUGGAGGAGAGCAGUUGCAGCUCUCUGAUCCUCUGAUCCCCUCUCCCCCCCACUGCUGGUGGAGGACGUCUCGUCUCUGUCAAUGGGCCAUGUAUGGAUUUUGUGCUUGAGUUGACCGAGGGCAGGCCUACAGUGUCAAACAGCAGUCAGGUUGCCAUGAACCCAUACGGCAGAGCGAGCAGCACAGCAGCCCCCCUGUCCUGCACCAGCUGUGGGGGUUGCUGCUCACCGCCUCCCCCUUGCCUAAUCCCGCCCGGGCCCCCCUCAUCUACUACCUCUUCCUCCUCUUCCAUUCCCCCAAAUAUGACCCCGCCACCGCCGAUGUACCCUGCCCCUGUACUGCAGGUGGAGAAUGGCAGCAGCUGGAAGUCUUCCACCAUCUCCUCCUCUGGCUCCCCAGACUCUCACCCUGGUCACCGCUGUGGCGCCAACAACCCCAACCCCUACUGGACGGCAGUGUUCGACUAUGAGGCCACAGCAGAUGAGGAGUUAACCCUGCGGCGCGGGGAUCUCCUUGAGGUUCUCUCUAAAGACUCCAAAGUGUCUGGGGACGAGGGUUGGUGGACAGGCAAGAUCCAGGAGAAAGUGGGUAUCUUUCCAUGUAACUACGUCACUAGGGGGGACACCGCCAAGUACCAGCAGCUGACCGCAGGAGGGCUGGUGGCAGGCGGAGUGGGUGACUGCCCCUUGGAAAUAGACUUCUCAGAACUGCUCCUGAAUGAGGUGAUUGGAGCUGGUGGGUUUGGGAAGGUGUACAAAGGAGUAUGGGGGAGAGAGGAAGUAGCAGUAAAGGCCGCCAGGCAAGACCCCGAUGAGGAUAUUAGUGCCACAGCAGAGUGCGUGCGGCAGGAGGCCAGGCUGUUCUGGAUGCUCCGGCACCCCAACAUCAUUUCUCUGCGUGGGGUCUGCCUGCGGGAGCCCAACCUGUGCUUAGUGAUGGAGUACGCCAGAGGGGGGGCUCUGAACCGAGCACUCGCUGGAAAGAAGGUUCCCCCGAAGGUUCUGGUGAACUGGGCGGUCCAGAUCGCCACAGGGAUGGACUAUCUGCACAACCAGGCAUUCGUACCUAUUAUUCACAGAGACCUCAAGUCCAGCAAUAUCCUCAUCCUGGAGCCGGUGGAGCGGGAGGACUUGGGAGGGAGAACUCUGAAGAUCACAGACUUCGGCCUGGCCAGAGAGUGGCACCAGACCACCAAGAUGAGUGCAGCGGGGACUUACGCCUGGAUGGCCCCCGAGGUCAUCAAGCACUCCCUCUUCUCCAAGAGCAGCGACGUGUGGAGUUUCGGUGUGUUGCUGUGGGAGCUACUGACCGGCGAGGUUCCCUACCGGGAGAUAGACGCACUUGCGGUCGCUUACGGUGUUGCCAUGAACAAGCUAACACUCCCUGUCCCCUCAACGUGCCCUGAACCCUUCGCUCAGCUGCUGGGAGAGUGCUGGAGCCCAAACCCCCGCAGCCGGCCUUCCUUCACCAGCAUCCUGGGACGACUGCUGGCCAUCGAGCAGUCGGCCAUGUUUCAGAUGCCUCUGGAGUCUUUUCACUCCUUACAAGAAGACUGGAGGCUUGAGAUCCAGCAGAUGUUUGACGAGCUCAGGGCCAAAGAGAAGGAGCUGAGGUCCUGGGAGGAGGCGUUGGCUCGAGCAGCCGAGGAGCAGAGGGAGCAGGAGGAGCAGCUUAAGAGGAGAGAGCAGGAGCUGGCGGAGAGGGAGAUCGACAUCGUGGAGCGAGAGCUGAACAUCAUCAUCCACCAGAUGUACCAGGAGAAACCCAGCGUGAAGAAACGAAAAGGAAACUUCAAGAAGAGCAGAUUAAUGAAGCUGGGCCGAGACAGCAACUGUAUCAGUCUGCCCUCUGGCUUUGAGCAUAAGAUCACAGUUCAGGCGUCUCCCAGUGUGGACAAGAGGAAGACUCAGGGAAGCGAGAGCACCACCCCGCCGGCCAGCCCGGGGGUCAUCCCCCGACUGAGAGCCAUCAGACUGACGCCGAGUGACGGCAGUAAGACGUGGGGUCGCAGUGCCGUGUGUAAGAAGGAGGACCUGUCGACCAGCAAGAAGAAAGGACGCACCUGGGGACCAAGCUCCACCCUCCAGAAGGAGAGGGUCGGCGGGGAGGAAAAAUUGAAAUCACUGGGUGAGGGAUGCAAAGUUUGGUCGUCCAGUGCACCAAAUCUGGGCAAGUCCCCCAAACAUGCACCCAUGACCGCCGGCUUCUCCAGCCUCAAUGAAAUGGAGGAGUGCGGUGAGUUGGAGGAGUCACCAGGGUCCCUGCUGCCCUCAGAGACCAGCAGUAACGGGGCGGUAGAGGACUCGGGGUCCCCUUGCAGCAACCUGGGGCCAAACACGUUGCCCAAUGUUGGGAAUAUGAACUCCUGUCAGGGGCCCGGCGGGCUGGCGACGGGGAUGAACUACCAGGACUCGCUCCGUCGCUGCAGCCAGAGGAAGAAGAGCGACAUGCUACUGUUGGGUUGUGCCUCUAUGCUCGCAUCUGUUGCCCUCGGACAAGACCUGCUGCAUCUGGGAAAACUACAGGUGCUCCAGGAUGAGCAGGAUCUCAGAGAGGAGCAGCGUAAGAAGAAGGAGGGUCUCUUUCAGCGGACGGGACGAUUCCGUCGCAGCACCUCUCCACCCAGCCGAAACCUCUCCCUCUCCCUCUCCAGACAUCACGACUCUACGCUCCCCUGCUUGGACCCAUCUCCCUCCGUUACACUCCUGUCUUUGUCCUCUCUGUCUGACUGCAACUCCACCAAGUCCCUCCUUCCCUCCGACCCAGACGACUACCCCCUGACCCUGGUGACGGAGCUCAAAACACCGGCGGCGCCCCCGGCUCCCGCCCUUAACCCGCUCUUGGACCUGCGGGCGGAGAGCUUUAAGAAGGAGCCCAACCAGUCGCUCACGCCCACCCACGUGUCUGCAUCGAUGGCCCUGAACAGAGGACACAGACGGACCCCUUCGGAGGGAGCGAUACGACCCAGAGCUCAAACUCUUGGACACCACAGGACGCCGUCAGAUGGAAGCAUGCCCAUGCCUCCUCCACCGGGGGCACCACACAUCACUGCUAAGAAAGGUACACAGGUCCCUCUGGACGUCCCCCGCCGAACUGAGCCCUCCACCAUCUUCCCGGUCCCCCAUCGGCGUAAAGCCCCCGCUCCACCGAUCCCUGACACGGUUCCUCUCUGCCUCAUCAGCCCUCUUGAGCGACCCAAGACGCUGGAGUUUGCACCACGGCCUCGGCCCACCCCGGCGAAGAUGAGAGCUGACCCCUGGAAGCUGGGCUCCCUCUCCCGGACCCUCAGCUCUUCGCCUGGCAGCAGCUGCGACAGCCCCCUUGGCUCGGGGGACAGCGGCGCUAGCACCAUGCAACCCAACCUGAUGGACAUGGACGUAGAGGGCCAGAGUUCGGACCAGACUGUCACUCUGUGUGGACAGCAGUUCUCAUAGUGAAAAACAGCCAAGUCUACUUUUCUGCAUUCAAACCUGUUCCAGGACUUCAGAGCGUGGGCUGAGUGCCGACUGAUGUCUGAGCCAAGCAAAGGGAACUCACUGAAGUUUGCAAAAACAUCCCAACACAUGUCAAUAUCUAGGCACUUACUGGAAGCUAUUCCUCUAAUGUGUCCCUUUAGUGUCCUAAUAAGGUGUGAAACUCUUCCAGCAAGGCUUUCCCCGAUAUUGCUCUCCAACCUGCACACUGAGGGUCCUAGAGGCCUUUUAAAAGCCUUGUAGUGUGCUCACCCACCUACCUUACGCAACACUUCUCUCCCUCCUUCUUAGUGCCCCACGACAAGGACACACUCACAACCUUCAAAUGCCAUUCAAGUAUACUUGCUAUCUUUUCAUUCCUACUCGUCUGCCUGUGUAGCUGCCCACUUUAUGCUUGCUUCUCUCACUCCAAAGGAAAGAUGUUCAUUCACAUUUCACCUAAACGUUUCAGGAGUGUUUAAUUCACAGAAAACAGAAGUUGGACUGUUUAAAAUUCUUAAUAGAGCGUGUCUUUGUUCUAAUUUUGCACGCCAAUUGUUCUGCCGUAGCACAAACAUUUUCCUUAAACUCUGCCUUCUUCUUCACAUGUGUCAUCUCUCUGCAUGGGGGUCAUCGUCCUCUCCCCUCAAAGGCCGAGACAGGAAAAAGCCUUUUAUCUCACAGCACUGGUGGACCGGUUAUAUCUUUGUCUUGUACAGAAGGAAAAACAAAUAAUUUAUUUUCUCAGUGCUGGCACCAUCUCAACCACAACCUGUUUGCAUAAUGUUUUUUCUAUUGGUUUGGCAGACCACAUGUUUCUCUCUGUGUGAAUGUGUAUAUAUUACUGUACAUGUGUGGAAGAACAAAAUGGGUUAAUUUGUUUGCGUGGUAUUGCUUCUUCAGUGUAGGUUGUUUUCCGUAUGAAUGGUUCGCUGAAAGACGUGCAGCACUUCUUCAAAAUAAGAUCUCAUCCGUUUGUCUUGUACACGUUUUACAUUCCUCCCUCACAGUCAGUACUCUGUGUGGAUCCCGCUCAUGCCACUGAAAUGGACACACAAGUGCACACUGAGGGAUAAUGCUACCUGAUUUCAAGAUCAACCUCUUGUCGGACCAUUUGGAAGCUUCAUAUUCUCCUCUGACCGGUUGUCUUCAACAUCAGUGGCACUUUAAGAGCCUCUCUGUGGACCGGUUGACUCUACUCACGGCCGACAAAUCAACUUUCAUCUGCGCACGGCGGUCGAAAGGUUUGUCUUGGCUGCAGGUGGUAUUUUACUUGACAGUGCACAUUUCUCUAGGUGAGUGUGUGUGUGUGUGUGAGGGUAAAUAUGUGUGUUUGUGUUACUAUUUGUAUGGGAUGCUGACAAUCCCGUCAGAGUGAGCCCAAACUCAUUCUCCUUGUGUGGUUAAGAACACUGAGUAUUUAUUACAUUUAUUGUUAUUAUUGGAAAAGAUUAAUUGUUAUUACAAUGCUCUUCCUGGGAUAUCUGUAUAUAUUUGUUAAUAUAACAGGAAAAACCAAGGAAAAACUUGCUUACUGAAACGUCCAUGUUGACUCCUGUCUCAACUUGUGACAUUUCUGGUUUCAAUGAGGAAUAAGUGUGAAACGUGAAG
This is a messenger RNA of Cyclopterus lumpus (lumpfish), 5939 nucleotides long. It is a transcript of the gene map3k10, whose product is annotated as mitogen-activated protein kinase kinase kinase 10. NCBI's taxonomy places the organism in Eukaryota, Metazoa, Chordata, Actinopteri, Perciformes, Cyclopteridae. Bases 969 to 4310 code for a protein of 1113 amino acids. Gene Ontology annotation, biological process: protein phosphorylation; positive regulation of apoptotic process. Gene Ontology annotation, molecular function: ATP binding; protein binding; JUN kinase kinase kinase activity. The record is from RefSeq and is a predicted model, not a curated record. The transcript is spliced from 11 exons.